This is a messenger RNA of Corythoichthys intestinalis (scribbled pipefish), 3032 nucleotides long. RefSeq names its product alpha-methylacyl-CoA racemase (gene amacr). Gene Ontology annotation, biological process: bile acid metabolic process. The record is from RefSeq and is a predicted model, not a curated record. The transcript is spliced from 6 exons. Gene Ontology annotation, cellular component: mitochondrion. Gene Ontology annotation, molecular function: alpha-methylacyl-CoA racemase activity. Bases 157 to 1305 code for a protein of 382 amino acids. NCBI's taxonomy places the organism in Eukaryota, Metazoa, Chordata, Actinopteri, Syngnathiformes, Syngnathidae.
AUUUGAUCAUGUGACUGACUGCUCGGUCAAUGAUGAUGUGAUUUCAAGUCACGUGAUCCAUACCAACUGCGUGCGCAUCUCAAUAGGCAGCCACACAUUCUGCUACUGCUCUUGACAGCUAAGAUCACCUGGCAAAAAAAGUAGAGUGUUUUCAUUAUGGCAUUGAACGGCAUACGAGUGGUGGAACUGGCGGGCUUGGCGCCGGCGCCAUUUUGCGGGAUGAUCCUGGCUGACUUUGGCGCAAAGGUGAUCCGUGUAGACCGCACCAAGGCCGGAGUCUCUAUGGACACGCAGGCCCGUGGCAAACGCUCAGUGGCAAUCAACCUAAAGACUUCUGAGGGCGUCGCCGUACUUCGGAACCUCUGCGUCCAGUCGGAUGUUGUCCUGGAGCCCUACCGCAAAGGUGUGAUGGAAAAAUUCGGUCUUGGUCCUGAGGAGCUGUUAAAGGAAAAUCCUGGUCUAGUGUACGCACGCCUGACAGGAUACGGACAAAGCGGAAUGUACUCCACGGCAGCCGGACAUGACAUCAACUACCUGGCUAUGUCAGGGCUUUUAUCCCGUCUGGGUCGCAGCGGAGAGAAGCCAUACGCGCCGCUGAAUCUCUUAGCAGACUUUGCGGGCGGCGGGCUCACCUGCGCCCUUGGUAUUGUGCUGGCGUUGCUGGAGCGGACAAAAUCUGGGAAGGGACAGAUCAUCGACACUAGCAUGGUGGAAGGAGCUGCCUAUGUGGGCUCGUUUGUGUGGAAAUCUCGCAGCAUCGGCUUAUGGGAUCGUCCACGUGGGGAGAACAUGUUGGACAGUGGGGCUCCUUUCUACAACACGUACCGGACAGCCGACGACAGACACGUGGCCGUGGGCGCCAUUGAGCCGCAAUUCUACAAGCAACUGUUGAGAGGUUUAGAAUUGGAUGAGAACCAGUUACCACCUCAGAUGAGCUUUUCAGACUGGCCAGAACUCCGGCGGCUCUUCUCUGAACGCUUUGCUUCAAAGACACAGGCGGACUGGUCUCAGAUUUUCGACGGGACGGACGCCUGCGUGACGCCUGUGUUGUCAUUCGACCAAGUGAGUUCCCAUCCGCACAACAACGAGAGGGCAUCUUUCGUGAAGGACUCCAAUGGGGAGGAAAGCCCACGGCCUGCUCCACUCCUCUCCCGGACCCCCGCAGAGGCUUGCGUUGACCCUGGUCCGCUUAUCGGAGAACACACUGUGGAGAUCCUGAAAGAGUAUGGGUACAAAUCUUCAGAAAUUGAAAAGAUGCUCACUGCGGGUGUUGUGGAGUGUAACACCACAAAGGCAAAACUGUAAGGGAUACUUUUCUUUUAUUUGGUGAAAGGAAUAGUCAAUACAGUUGAACUCUAACCUCAUAAUGAGGACCAGACAUAAUAAUUAAUAAUGUCAUAAUGCAAUGAUGAAGACUGUGUGCACUGGAUUUUUCAUCACGUAAUAAAGCAAUUUAAGGCAAAAUUGAAUGCACCAAUGUAAAAACUGCUAUCAUCACACCCAUUCUCAGGAAACCUGGCUUUGAUCCCACCAACUUCAAUAAUCUCCAGCUCACCUCCAAUCUAUCCUUAAUUUCCAAAAUUCUUGAAAAGUCAGUUGUUUCUCAACUCCAUAAACCACCUUAUCACCAAUAUUAUUUACAAGCAGUUUCAAUCAGAUUUCCGCCCCCUUUGCAUUACUUAAACUUACUAACGACCUCCUUGUAGCUUCUGAUUCUGGUUUACUCUCAAUUCUUGUUCUUUUAGACCUUACAGCUACCUUUCUCACACUCUUGUUCUUGGCCAACUUUCUCCAAUUGGUUGCACCCACACACCCCACGCUUGGUUUACCGCCCUACUUGUCAGGCCGCAUACAAUUUGUUAAAUUUGGCCCACACCAAUCCAAAUCGUUCCCUGUUCGGGCCACUCCUCUUUAUCAUCUACAUUCUCCCCUUGAUUCCAUAAAUACAACAUCCACUUUCACUGCUAUGUGAAUAGCACCAAACUCUGCUUUCCUCAAAACCAACCUCCUCCCUUCCACCCACCUCUCUCACCCUCUGCUCAUAACACAAUAACUCGUAGUUAUUUUCAAACUUCCUACUACUCAAUAGCUCGUACUCAAAAGUCAUUCUUGUAGGUAUCACCAUGCUUCACAGUGGGGAUGGUGCGUUUUCAGUGAUGUGCAGUGUUUGGUUUUAGCCAAACAAACAUUUUGAAGCAUGGUGGAAGCCUCAUGCUGUGGGGAUGUUUCUCAGUAGCUGGACCUGGAAGGCCUGUAAAGAAUGUCUAACAGAAAUACAGCUUGGGAGAAGAUUUUUUCCAGCAAGACAAUGAUCCAUAAAUACCGUAUUGGCCCGAAUAUAAGACGGCCCUGAUUAUAAGACGACCCCCUCUUUUUCAAGACUCAAGUUUGAAAAAAGACUUUUUGAACAGUAAAUUAAUUUUUAUACAGAAAAUAAUUACAGUACAUUUGAAACAAAUGGUUAUGACAAUAUAUUUCAGAGAAAAAACAUUUUAUUUUGCCUCAUUCAAAUCUUAAUAUCUGAACAUUUAUAUAUGUAAACUAAACUGCAAUCACAUUCGUAAAUGAAUGGCCUCUGGUUUUUGAAGUGUAAAUAAACCAAUCUAUUGUGAUAAAACAAAAUUGCAAUAGCUGCAUUAACCAUUAAAGUGAAGUCGAACUGUAACUGUAGUCUUGAAACAAAUCUGAAUAAGGUAAAACAUUGCAAUAAAAUAAUGCAAACUAGUAGCUGAGAUCUGUCGUGACAAAACAUCGCUUCAAUGAUAUCUGGUGCCAUCUAGCGACGUGAACGGGGAGAGUAGCUGAGAUCUGUCAUAACAGAACGUCGCUUCGAUGAUAUCUAGCGUCGUGAAUGGGUAUAAUGUCUAGACUGCGAAUAUAAAACGACCCCCUCUUUUUCAAUCUUAUUUCAAUGCAAAAAACACCGUCUUAUAUUCAGGCCAAUACGGUAAAUAAAUAAAAAAUAGCAUUAACAAAGUUAAAUGUUUUAGAAGUAAAAUGUAACGUUUUAAUAAAGGUCUAUUUUAAACAAA